AUGACUAAACACCUGCAGCAUAUGAGAAAGGUAUUUUCCAUUCUCUCAACAAAUUCUCAUCAUAUUAAUGCCAAGAAAUGCAGAUUUGGAGAAAGCAAACUAGAGUAUUUGGACAAUUGGGUGUCAGCAGAAAGAGUAGAAGUCGUUAAGGAGAAGAUAUCUGCCAUGACUAAUCGGCCAAUUCCUAGAAAUCUUAAGGAACUCCGUAGGUUCCUAGGGCUCACUGGAUAUUAUAGAAAAUGUAUUGCCAACUAUGCUUCAAUUGCAUGGCCACUAACACAAUUACUAAGAAAAUAUGCAUUUUGUUGGUCAGGAGAAGCACAAGUAGCCUUCUCAACCCUUAAACAAGCAAUGACUAUGGCUCCGGUAUUAGCAUUACCAAAUUUUUCACAAGAAUUUAUCAUGGAAACUGAUGCUUCUAGAUCAGGUGUUGGGGCCGUUCUCAUGCAACAAAGGCGCCCAAUAGCUUAUUUCAGUCAAGCACUUCCAAGAAGAGCCCAAUUAAAAUUAGCCUAUGAACGAGAGUUGAUGGCUAUAGUGUUGGCAGUAAGGAAAUGGAGGCAUUAUCUUAUGUGUCAGCAUUUUAUGAUUUAA
Spirodela intermedia is the source of this 594-nucleotide messenger RNA. The record is from the annotation of a GenBank genome assembly. NCBI's taxonomy places the organism in Eukaryota, Viridiplantae, Streptophyta, Magnoliopsida, Alismatales, Araceae.